AAGAAAUCCAUAUCAUUACAACAAAUGUAUUGAUUCCGGUGCUUGUUACUGGUGUUGUUUUACAAGAUGAUUCUCUCACGCACAGGCGUUGCGCGCGAGCGCGGCGCCGCAACUCAUAAUGCACAUGUAACCACUGCGACUCCUAUUCGGCCUGUUUUGCUGCAUUUAGCUUCCAGCCCAGCCCUCACUAAACUUGCGCCCGGGACUAGCGCUGGUGCCAGCCGGGGGCGCCGCGUCGUUGUUACUGGCGUUGCGAGCAAGGACCUUACCAGUGAGGCCGAGAAGUUUGUGGCGACGCUUGAGACCGAGGAGGAUGAGGAUGCCCUCAUCGAGCCGGCGCAGCUACGCGGCCAGCUGCAGACCCUGCGCGAUGAGGAGGCCCGCCUCACCGCUGCAAUCGACACGCUGUACGACGGCGUGUUUGCGGGCGUGGGCGCCCACGUCCCGCCCCUGGACGCCGAGGGAGCCGAGGCCAACGGCGGCAGCGGCGCAACGCAGCGACCCAUGGGGCUGGCAGCGGAGGCCGCCGCCGCCGACGACACCACAGCCGCCGCCACCGCCGCCGCCGCAGGCGGCGUAGGGAAGGAGGCGGGAGAGGAGCAGGGAGAGCAGGGAGAGGAGGGAGAGGGGGAGGGAGAGGAGUGCAAGAAGGAGGAGUGGAUGGCGCUGACGGCGCCGGUGACGGAGGCGGGCUUUGCGCUGCUGGGGCGCGACCGGCCGUCGGCGGCGGCGGCGCUGAUGGUGGCGGCGGAGGCGGCGCGCGGGGCGGCGGCGUGGCAGGCGUUCCAGUCGCAGGCGCGCACGCUCAAGCUGCAGCGCAGUCGUGUGGCCAAGGAGGGGAAUGAGGUGGAGGCUGCCCUGGGGCAGGCAGAGCGCGCCGCCGCCAUGCGAGCCGCCGCCGCCGCCGCCGCCGCCGCCGCCGCCGCCGCCACGUCGACGGCAACGGGGGUGGCGGGCCGCGGCGCGGCGGUGCCGUUGGCUCCGGCCGGCGGCGCGCGGGCGGCGGCGGGCGGGCGGGCGGGCGGCGGCGGGCCGCGGCGGGAGGUGCGGAUUGUGCUGGUCAGCGGCUUCGAGAGCUUUAACGUGGGCCUGUACAAGGAUGCGGCGGAGCUGCUGAAGCGCUCCAUGCCCAACGUCACACUCCAGGUGUUCUCCGACCGCGACCUGGCCUCCGACGCCACCCGCUCCCGGCUGGAGGCGGCUCUGGGGCGCGCCGACAUCUUCUUCGGAUCACUGCUGUUCGACUACGACCAGGUGGAGUGGCUACGGGCCCGGCUGGAGCGGGUGCCUGUGCGGCUAGUGUUUGAGUCGGCGUUGGAGCUCAUGAGCUGCAACAAGGUGGGGUCGUUCAUGAUGGGCGGCGGCGGUCCCGGCGGCGGCCCGCCCGGCAAGGCGCCCGGCCCGCCGCCCGCGGUGAAGAAGGUUCUCUCCAUGUUUGGAAGCGGUCGCGAGGAGGACAAGAUGGUGGGCUACCUGUCCUUCCUCAAGCUGGGCCCCAAGCUGCUCAAGUGGGUACCGGGCCAGAAGGCGGCCGACCUGAGGGCCUGGCUCACUGCCUACGCCUACUGGAACCAGGGCGGCUCCUCCAAUGUGGUGGCCAUGUUCAGUUACCUGGUGGAGACCCUGAUGGAGCCAACGGGCUACGUGCCGCCGCCUGUGGUGGAGACUCCCGCACUGGGCUGCCUCCACCCCUCCGCGCCCGGCCGCUACUUCGAGUCCCCCGCCGAGUACAUGAAGUGGUACGCCAGGGAGGGCCCGCUGCGCGGCACGGGCGCCCCGGUGGUUGGCGUGCUGCUGUACCGCAAGCAUGUGAUCACCGACCAGCCGUACAUCCCGCAGCUGGUCAGCCAGCUGGAGGCGGAGGGGCUGCUGCCCGUGCCCAUCUUCAUCAACGGCGUGGAGGCGCACACCGUGGUUCGCGACCUGCUGACCUCCGUGCACGAGCAGGAUCUGCUUGCACGCGGCGAGACGGGCGCCAUCAGCCCCACCCUGAAGCGGGACGCGGUCAAGGUGGACGCGGUGGUGAGCACCAUUGGCUUCCCGCUGGUGGGCGGCCCCGCCGGCACCAUGGAGGGCGGGCGGCAGGCGGAGGUGGCCAAGGCCAUCCUGGGCGCCAAGGACGUGCCGUACACGGUGGCGGCGCCGCUGCUUAUUCAGGACAUGGAGAGCUGGAGCAGGGACGGCGUGGCGGGUCUCCAGAGUGUGGUGCUGUACUCGCUGCCGGAGCUGGACGGCGCAGUGGACACGGUGCCACUGGGGGGGCUGGUGGGGGACGACAUCUACCUGGUGCCGGAGCGGGUGAAGAAGCUGGCGGGGCGGCUCAAGUCGUGGGUGGCGCUGCGGCGCAAGCCCGCACCGCAGCGUAAGGUCGCUGUGCUGCUGUACGGCUUCCCGCCGGGCGUGGGCGCCACAGGCACCGCCGCACUGCUCAACGUGCCCAGGAGCCUGGAGAACGUGCUUGUGUCGCUGCGCAAGGCCGGAUACGACCUGGGACACAACGUACCCGAGGACCUGUCCGGCCUGGGCGAGGCGCUGGUGACCGCCCUCAAGGCGCAGGAGGACGCCCGUGCGCUCAACAAGGGGCAGGCGGGGGUGGCGGCGCUGGGCGGCGGCGCGGCGGCGGCGUGGGGCGCCAGCUGCGGCGCGGGCGAGAUGAGCCCGCAGCGACUCAAGGAGCUGCUGACGUACCCCGCGGACUGGGGCCCGGCCGAGUGGGGCCCGCUGCCCUACCUGCCCGACCCCGACGUGCUGGUUCGCCGCAUGGAGGCGCAGUGGGGCGAGCUGCGAGCCUACCGCGGCCUCAACACCUCGGCGCGCGGCAUGUUCCAGGUGCCGGGCCUGCAGCUGGGCAAUGUGUGGGUGGGCGUGCAGCCACCGCUGGGCAUCGAGGGGGACCCCAUGCGACUGCUGUUCCAGCGGGACCUCACGCCCCACCCCCAGUACGCCGCCUUCUACAAGUGGAUCCAGCACGAGUACGGGGCUGACGUGGUCCUGCACUUCGGCAUGCACGGCACCGUGGAGUGGUUGCCUGGGGCGCCGCUGGGGAACAACGGCCUCAGCUGGAGCGACGUGCUGCUCGGCGAGCUGCCAAACGUGUACGUGUACGCUGCCAACAACCCCUCCGAGUCCAUCGUGGCAAAGCGGCGCGGCUACGGCACCAUCGUCAGCCACAACGUGCCGCCGUACGGGCGGGCGGGUCUGUACAAGCAGCUUUCCAGCCUCAAGGAGACGCUUCAGGAGUACCGCGAGGCCGCGCAGGCCGCACGUGCCCGAGCAGGAGCCAGCAGCAGCAGCGGCAGUAGCAGCAGUAGCAGUAGCAGCGGCAGUGGCAGUAGCAGCAGCAGUGUGGAGCUGCGGGCGGCGUUGGCACCGGUGGUGGAGGGGCAGGCGGGGCUGGUGAUCGACGGCGUGAAGCUGGCGGGUCUGGAGGCGGACUGCCCCUACACCAACGCCGCGGGCCAGGUGGUGCCGCUGCCCUCGCCGCCCUCGCCGCCGACGGCCCACGCCCCGGACGGCUCCAGCGCCGGGCACGCGUCCUCCUCCUCCUCCUCCCCUCCUGCCCACUCCGCCUCUGCCCACUCCUCCGCCUCCCCUGCGCCGUCACCUGCUCAUCCCUCCUCCUCUGGCUCCUCCUCUGGCCCCGCCUCCUCUGCCUCCUCCGCCGCCUCCUCCGGCUCCUCCGCCUCGGGUGCGAUCGACCCGCUGGAGUUCGACGCCUACACUGACCGCCUGUAUGCCUACCUGCAGCUGCUGGAGGGGCGGCUGUUCAGCGAGGGGCUACACGUACUGGGAGCGCCGCCGGCGCCGCCGCAGCUGCAACAAUACCUGGAGGCUUAUUUCGGACCCGGCCUACCCAAGGCGGCAGUCGAGGCGGUGGCGGCGAGCGGCGAGGCGGGUGCGGCGGCGGUGCGCUCACGGCUGGAGCGACUCCUGGAGGAGGAGACGGGUCAGUCGCCUUUUGAGGCGGCACUGGCGCCACAGCAGCAGCAGCAGCAGCAGCAGCAGCAGCAGCAGCAGCAGCCGGCGGCCAAGCCCACACAAGAGGAGCUCGCAGAACGGCUGGACGAGGCUGUCAAGAUCCGGAACCUGCUCAUGCAGAACACGCAGGAGCUGGACGGGCUGCUCAAGGGCCUGGGUGGGCGUUACGUGCUUCCCGAGGCGGGCGGCGACCUGCUGCGGGACGGGUCGGGCGUGCUGCCCACCGGCCGCAACAUCCACGCACUGGACCCCUACCGCAUGCCCUCCCCCGCCGCCAUGGCCCGUGGGGCGGCGGUGGCGGCGGCCAUUCUUGAGCAGCACCGGGCGGCUAACAGCGGGGCGUGGCCCGAGACCUGCGCCGUCAACCUGUGGGGGCUGGACUCCAUCAAGAGCAAGGGCGAGAGUGUGGGGGUGGUGCUGGCGCUGGUGGGGGCGGUGCCGGUGCGCGAGGGUACGGGCCGCGUCGCGCGCUUCCAACUGGUGCCGCUGUCAGAGUUGGGCCGGCCGCGUGUGGACGUGCUUUGUAACAUGAGCGGCAUCUUCCGCGACUCCUUCCAGAACGUGGUGGAGCUGCUCGACGACCUGUUUGCAAGGGCCGCCGCCGCCGCUGACGAGCCAGAUGACAUGAACUUCAUCGCCAAACACGCCCGAGCCAUGGAGAAGCAGGGCCUGUCCGCCACCUCGGCCCGCCUGUUCUCCAACCCGGCUGGCGACUACGGGUCGAUGGUCAACGAGCGAGUGGGGCAGGGCAGCUGGGCCAACGGCGACGAGCUGGGUGACACGUGGGCGGCCCGCAACGCCUUCAGCUACGGCCGAGGCAAGGAGCGAGGCACGGCGCGGCCCGAGGUGCUGCAGGCGCUGCUCAAGACCACGGACCGGAUCGUGCAGCAGAUCGACAGUGUGGAGUACGGCCUGACAGACAUCCAGGAGUACUACGCCAACACGGGCGCCCUCAAGAGAGCCGCCGAGGUGGCCAAAGGCGACCCGGGCCCCGGUGGCCGGCGGCCGCGCGUGGGGUGUUCCAUUGUGGAGGCCUUUGGCGGCGCGGGCGCGGGCGCGGGCGGCGCCGGUGGAGCGGGCGUGCCGCCGCCUCGCGAGCUGGAGGAGGUGCUGCGCCUGGAGUACCGCUCGAAGCUGCUCAACCCCAAGUGGGCCCGGGCCAUGGCGGCGCAGGGCAGCGGCGGCGCCUACGAGAUCAGUCAGCGCAUGACGGCGUUGGUGGGCUGGGGCGCCACCACCGAUUUCAGGGAGGGCUGGGUGUGGGACCAGGCCAUGGACACGUAUGUGGGCGAUGAGGAGAUGGCCAGCAAGCUCAAGAAGAACAACCCGCAGGCCUUUGCCAACGUGCUGCGGCGCAUGCUGGAGGCGGCGGGCCGCGGCAUGUGGAGCCCCAACAAGGACCAGCUGGCACAGCUCAAGUCGCUGUACAGCGAGAUGGACGACCAGCUGGAGGGGGUGACGGGCGGGCCGCCAGCGCCGGCAGGAGGCGGCGGCGACGCGGCGGGGGCGGGCGCGAAGCCGGCGAGCAAGGGAGCUGGCGGCAGCCGACGGCGGCGGUGAUGAUUGAUGAUGUGGUUGCGCUGAUUGAUGGAACCCGGAGGGCAAAUAUGCAAAUAGGUAGGGGCAAAUCCUCAGACGCGAGCCGGGGUCGCUGUAUAUCUGCGGGGCAAGUGUCGCUAUCGCGUGCAUAUAUUUGACGAACAGCGAGAGGGCGCUGAGCACCUGUGAUUGGAGUUGAUAACUGGAAUGUUGACUUCGACUUCAUGUAUUGCUUUUUAUCAAGUGCUAUAUGUAUCAAGUGCUUCGACCUGGAGGCUGUGGCCCUUAUGAGUGACGCCGACGGGGUAGCUGCUGCGUGCCUGUGUCAGCUGUGCCAGCAAAGGCCAGGGUCGCGCGGGGGAGCUUAACUCACGGGGACAACCGGCAUGCUCUUCGAGUUUGCCCUGGUCGGGGAGGCAGGCGAAGGUGGACGCAUCCGGGGGUACCCCUUGAGGGUGCGUCGGCUGGGCUGUUGUACAAACUGCAUGGGGCGCUGACU
This is a messenger RNA of Chlamydomonas reinhardtii, 6016 nucleotides long. RefSeq lists its product as uncharacterized. The record is from RefSeq and is a predicted model, not a curated record. The coding region runs from base 67 to 5538 and encodes 1823 amino acids. Gene Ontology annotation, biological process: biosynthetic process. The transcript is spliced from 43 exons. Gene Ontology annotation, molecular function: magnesium chelatase activity. Lineage: Eukaryota; Viridiplantae; Chlorophyta; Chlorophyceae; Chlamydomonadales; Chlamydomonadaceae.